AUGCCGCCGGAGCCAGGCGACGCCCUGAGAGCCGCGCCGCGGCCGCUUAGCCCCGGACAAAGCGCGGCGGGCGAGGGCGGCAGCAGGUGCCCGUUCCUCCGCCGCGGCCGCGCCGAGCGCCCUGCGCAGCCGCCGCCGCAGCGCGCACCCGCCCCGCCCCCGCGGCCCCGCGGCGGAGCGCCCGCAGAGGCGGGGGCGGCCCGGGGGCGGGGCGGCGGCGCAGAGCGAGCCCGCAGCCCCGCCGGGUCCCGCGGCGCCUGCAGGCUCCGUGCGGAGCGGCCCCGGCGCGCACCCGCCCCGCGCUCGCCUGCGGAGGAGCCCAGACGCCUGGCAGCCUCAAGACUCAGAGAAAGAGCUCUCAGGAUGCCGGAGCCAGCAAAGUCCACCUCUGCCCCCAAAAAGGGUUCCAAGAAAGCCGUGACAAAGACCCAGAAGAAGGGUGACAAGAAGCGACACAAGAGCAGGAAAGAAAGCUACUCCAUCUAUGUCUACAAGGUGCUGAAGCAGGUCCAUCCUGACACUGGCAUCUCCUCCAAGGCCAUGGGCAUCAUGAACUCCUUCGUCAAUGACAUCUUUGAGCGCAUCGCUGGAGAAGCUUCCCGCCUGGCUCAUUACAACAAGCGCUCCACCAUCACCUCCCGGGAAAUUCAGACUGCUGUGCGUCUGCUGCUUCCAGGAGAGCUGGCCAAGCACGCUGUCUCGGAGGGCACCAAGGCCGUCACCAAGUAUACGAGCUCCAAGUAGCCAGACCCCACCUCUUCAACAGGACCAUCAAGCACCGGAACCUCCGCACAAGCACAGGUAGGCAGCCAUGGUCUGGAUAAACAUCAGAGCUAUUAUCCACAGCAAUUUACAGCCUUGGUACGGGCAUGAGAAGUUGUCAGGUGGAAGAGGAGAUGGUGAUCUGGAUGUCAGCUGAUUUUCAUAGUUGGUUCGGGACGUGCAACGAGUUCUGGGGGGCUGAUGGAGGCAGCCUCUGCUUUCACAUCUCAUCCAAAGGACUGACCAACUGCAGUAUAUCCAAACUCUCCUCUAUGCUUGGCAAACGUGCAUGUUUUGUGCUGUUGAGGGAGACCGGCAGUGGCAACACAGGAUUGCCAUCUCUGAAGUCUUCCUGUUUGGCUGCUUUCUCACAGUCAUCUGAGACGGGCACCGAGAAGGCAGCCCUGGUAUCCUCUCCCUUGCAACCUGGAUCUGUCCUGGUGUAUAGCAGCAUAGCCCAUCCUGUGCUGGCAGAAGUGUCAUCAAUAGCCACCAGACGUGGGCUAUCGAAUAAAGUCCAUAUUGAUUCAACA
This is a messenger RNA of Cuculus canorus (common cuckoo), 1295 nucleotides long. Its product is annotated as histone H2B 5. The transcript has 2 exons. The record is from RefSeq and is a predicted model, not a curated record. Bases 1 to 744 code for a protein of 247 amino acids. Gene Ontology annotation, cellular component: nucleosome. NCBI's taxonomy places the organism in Eukaryota, Metazoa, Chordata, Aves, Cuculiformes, Cuculidae. Gene Ontology annotation, molecular function: protein heterodimerization activity; structural constituent of chromatin; DNA binding.